AUGCAGUUUCUCAUAAGUUUGGAGUUAGAAAAAUUGGCUGGAGAUGAUUGGUUUGGUGAGGGUAGUAGAGUAAUCAUUACUACAAAAAAUAGGAGAUUGCUAAACAAUCGUGAAAUUGAGUUGAUAUACGAGGUGAAGAAGUUAGAUUACAACCAAACUCUUGAGCUUUUCAGUUGGCAUGCAUUCGGAAGAAGUGAACCUCCAAAAGAUUAUUUGGAACUCGCACAACGUGCAACAGCUUUUGCUGAUGGCCUUCCACUAGCUCUAGCAAUUUUAGGUUCUCAUCUUCGUGGUAUAGAUAUACGAAGUUGGGAAGUUAUAUUAGAUGGUUAUGAAGGAGAACCUUAUACACAUAUUGAAAGAAUACUUCAAAAAAGUUAUGAUGCCUUGGAUCAUCGCGCAAAAGAAUAUUUUCUUCACAUUGCAUGUUUCUUCAAGGGUGAAUAUGAGCACUAUGUGCUACAAAUGGUACCCAAAAAAUUCAUUGAAGAAUUCAUUGAUAAGGCAUUGAUAACUAUUGAAUGGAGUAAGAUUUUAAUGCACGACUUGCUAGCAAACCUAGGCAAGGAUAUAGUUCACAAAGAAUCCCCCAAUGAUCCUGGCCAGCGUAGUAGAUUGUGGUUUCACGAGGAUGUCAAACAAGUUCUAACGGAUUGUACAGGAACAAGAAAUAUUAAAGGCAUCAUGGUGAAGCUUCCAGAACCAACUGAGAUAACCUUGAAUCCAGAAUGCUUCCGUAAUAUGGUAAAUCUUCAAAUUUUCAUAAACCUUAAUGCAUCUCUAUGUGGGGACAUUACCUAUCUGCCCAACGCGUUAAGAUGGAUUGAUUGGCAUGGAUAUCAGUUACAAUCUUUGCCAUCCAAUUUUCUUGGAAAGCUUCUUGCUGUGUUCAAAAUGCCUCACAGUGAUAUCAGAGAAUUGGAGAGAUUUAAGCAUUUGCCAAACCUGACAUCAAUGAUAUUGAAGGAUUGUCAAUUCUUAGAAAAAAUCCCAGACUUAUCCGGAAUCCCAAACAUAAAGUACUUUCAUCUAGACAACUGUACAAGUUUGGUUGAGGUCGACGAUUAUGUUGGAUACCUUGAUAAACUUGUUGAAUUGACUCUUUAUGGAUGCGUUAAGCUUAUGAGGUUUGGAACAACACUUAGAUUGAAAUCCUUAGAAACACUUAUUGUAAAUUAUUGUGAAAGGCUUGAGAGUUUCCCAGAAAUAGAAGUCGAGAUGGAAUCACUACGGAAUUUGAACAUAUCAGGAAAUGGCAUAAGAGAAUUGCCUCUAUCAAUUGCAUAUCUUACUGGGCUUCAAGAAUUGGGUCUUGGUGGAUGCUUCAAUCUUACAAGGUUUCAUUGCUGGUCCACAUUACGAGAACUUGAUCUUGGUGGAAACAAUUUUGUCACGCUUCCGGAAUGCAUUAGCAAAUUUGUGAGCUUGGAGGCGCUUUACUUGAGUAAUUGCAAGAGUCUUCUAAAAAUUCCACAAGAAGUGCUUCCACCAAGAGUAGGUCGGGUAUGCCUGGAUAACUGCACAUCAUUGGAAAAAAUUCCAAAAUUGCCACUAUCAUCGGAGGUUGAGAAUAAGGAACUGAGUUUGAUCAAUUGUGUUAGAUUACGUGGCUAUCACAUCACAGAAAAUAGUAUUCUGGAUCAGGUAUCUUCUCCGCAUUCUGAAUUUCAAAUUACUCUUCCAGGCGAUGAAAUUCCAAAGUGGUUCCGGUGUUGUGAAGAUGACACUCAUUUGUUCUUAUCAAUGGAAAAGGGGUCCAAUCGACAUUGA
Prunus mume (Japanese apricot) is the source of this 1770-nucleotide messenger RNA. The record is from RefSeq and is a predicted model, not a curated record. Lineage: Eukaryota; Viridiplantae; Streptophyta; Magnoliopsida; Rosales; Rosaceae.